CCGCCUGAGCCCCGACAGCGAGUCCGCAGGCGCCAUGGGCCACGGGGCCUGCGUCCCCUCAGCGGCGUCGGGGGCCCACGACCGGGCCCGCCUGCUCGGAGCCGUGCUGGGCGCGCUGUGCCUCCUCCCCACGCUCGUGCUGCUGGCCCGGCCGGGGGCCCUGGGGAACCGGCCCGUGGCGAGCACAGCGCAGGGAGACGCUGUGCCUCCGACCGCGGGUAUGCUCGCCACCCCAAGCCUUGGCCCGCCGCACCCCCCGGCGCCCCGCAGACGCCGCUACACGCUGACCCCGACCCGGCUGCGCUGGGACCACUUCAACCUCACAUACAGGAUCCUCUCUUUCCCGAGGAACCUGCUCAGCCCCAGAGAGACCCGGCGGGGCCUGGCCGCCGCCUUCCGCAUGUGGAGUGACGUGUCCCCCUUCAGCUUCCGCGAGGUGGCCCCUGAGCAGCCCAGCGACCUCCGCAUAGGCUUCUACCCGGUCAACCACACGGACUGCCUGGUCUCCCCGAUGCACCACUGCUUCGACGGCCCCACGGGCGAGCUGGCCCACGCCUUCUUCCCCCCGCACGGCGGCAUCCACUUUGACGACAGCGAGUACUGGGUCCUGGGCCCCACACGCUACAGCUGGAAGAAAGGCGUGUGGCUCACCGACCUGGUGCACGUGGCGGCCCACGAGAUCGGCCACGCGCUGGGCCUGAUGCACUCCCAGCACGGCCGGGCGCUCAUGCACCUCAACGCCACGCUGCGUGGCUGGAAGGCGCUGUCGCAGGACGAGCUGUGGGGGCUGCACCGGCUCUACGGCUGCCUGGACCGGCUGUUCGUGUGCGCGUCCUGGGCGCGGAGGGGUUUCUGCGACGCCCGCCAGAGGCUCAUGAAGAGGCUGUGUCCUAGCAGCUGCGACUUCUGCUACGAGUUCCCCUUCCCCACGGUGGCUGCCACCGCGCCGCCCCCCAGGACCAAAACCCGGCUGGUGCCCGAGGGCAGGAAUGUGACCUUCCGCUGCGGCCAGAAGAUCCUCCACAAGAAAGGCAAAGUGUACUGGUACAAGGACCAGGAGCCCCUGGAGUUCUCCUACCCCGGCUACCUGGCGCUGGGCGACGCGCACCUGAGCAUCAUCGCCAACGCCAUCAACGAGGGCACCUACACGUGCGUGGUGCGCCGGCGGCAGCACGUGCUCAGCACCUACUCGUGGCGCGUCCGCCUGCGGAGCUGAGCGCCGCCCGCAGGGCUGAGGAUGCUGA
Mesoplodon densirostris (Blainville's beaked whale) is the source of this 1244-nucleotide messenger RNA. RefSeq names its product matrix metallopeptidase 23B (gene MMP23B). Gene Ontology annotation, biological process: collagen catabolic process; extracellular matrix organization; proteolysis. The transcript has 8 exons. NCBI's taxonomy places the organism in Eukaryota, Metazoa, Chordata, Mammalia, Artiodactyla, Ziphiidae. Gene Ontology annotation, cellular component: extracellular matrix. The record is from RefSeq and is a predicted model, not a curated record. Bases 35 to 1216 code for a protein of 393 amino acids. Gene Ontology annotation, molecular function: zinc ion binding; metalloendopeptidase activity.